CAUGUUCACGGGCGGGAUGAGGGAAGCCAGCCAGGACGUGAUCGAGCUCAAGGGCGUCUCUGCCAAGGGCCUCAAGCACAUCAUCGACUUCGCCUACAGCGCCGAGGUGACGCUGGACCUCGACUGCAUCCAGGACGUGCUGGGCGCCGCCGUCUUCCUGCAGAUGGUGCCGGUGGUGGAGCUGUGCGAGGAGUUCCUCAAGUCGGCCAUGAGCGUGGAGACGUGCCUCAACAUCGGCCAGAUGGCCACCACCUUCAGCCUGGCCUCSCUCAAGGAGUCGGUGGACGCCUUCACCUUCAGGCACUUCCUGCAGAUCUCGGAGGAGGAGGAUUUCCUGCACCUGCCCCUGGAGCGGCUGGUGUUCUUCCUGCAGAGCAACAAGCUCAAGAGCUGCAGCGAGAUCGAGCUGUUCCGCGCCGCCGUGCGCUGGCUGCAGUUCGACCCGGCGCGCCGCGCCAGCGCCAGCCGCGUGCUCUGCCACAUCCGCUUCCCGCUGAUGAAAUCCUCGGAGCUGGUGGACAGCGUGCAGACGCUGGACAUCAUGGUGGAGGACGUGCUGUGCCGCCAGUACCUGCUGGAGGCUUUCAACUACCAGAUCCUGCCCUUCCGGCAGCACGCCAUGCAGUCGCCGCGCACGGCCGUGCGCUCGGACGCGCCGUCGCUCGUCACCUUCGGCGGCACGCCCUACACCGACAACGACCGCACCGUCAGCGCCAAGGUGUUCUGCCUGCCCGACGCCGGCGGCCGCCAGUUCCGCGAGCUCACCGAGAUGGAGGUGGGCAGCAGCCACUCGUGCGUGGCCGUGCUGGAUAAUUUCGUGUACCUGGUGGGCGGGCAGCAGCUGCAGUACCGCAGCGGCGAGGGCGCGGUGGACGCCUGCUACCGCUACGACCCGCACCUGAACCGCUGGCUGCGCAUCCAGCCCAUGCAGGAGAGCAGGAUCCAGUUCCAGCUCAACGUCCUGCGGGGCAUGGUGUACGCCACGGGCGGCCGCAACCGCUCGGGCAGCCUGGCCUCGGUGGAGCGCUACUGCCCCAAGGACAACGAGUGGACRUACGCCUGCUCGCUGAAGCGCCGCACGUGGGGCCACGCCGGGGCCACCGUGGGGGACAGGCUCUACAUCUCGGGCGGCUACGGCAUCUCGGUGGAGGACAAGAAGGCGCUGCACUGCUACGACCCCGCCGCCGACCAGUGGGAGUUCAAGGCGCCCAUGAACGAGCCCAGGGUGCUGCACGCCAUGGUCAGCGCCAACGGCCGCGUCUACGCCCUGGGCGGCCGCAUGGACCACGUGGACCGCUGCUUCGACGUGCUGGCCGUCGAGUACUACGUGCCUGAGACUGACCAGUGGACAGCCGUGAGCCCCAUGCGUGCCGGACAGUCGGAGGCCGGCUGCUGCCUGCUGGACAAGAAGAUUUACAUCGUGGGGGGCUACAACUGGCACCUCAAYAACGUCACCAGCAUCGUGCAGGUCUACAACACCGAGACCGACGAGUGGGAGAGGGACCUGCACUUCCCGGAGUCGUUCGCCGGCAUCGCCUGCGCCCCGGUCAUCCUCCCACAGGUGACGGGUCCCAGGUGACUGUGGGGACACUGUGGGGACACUGUGGGGACACUGCGGGGUGGUGACAGAGGGGAGGAGGGACAGCAGCCCCGGUUCUCUGCUCCACAAAACCCCUGCUCUGCUGUGGAGUCCUGGCAGGCGCUUUCCACCGGCAGAACUCGGGGCUGAGCAGAUGUUCCCGCUGGGAAAAGCUGCUCUCUGCUCUUUUUCUCUCUGUUUUUUUUUUGUGGGGGUGCGUUUUGCCAACUUUUCCUAUUUCUGACCGGCAGCUCGGGAGCCGCUCUCACUGGGGUCUCGCUCCCAGGAGAUCAGGUGGGGGUUUUUUAUCCACAGCUCCAGAAAAAAGAUAAAAAAAGCGUCGCGUGUCGCUCGGUCGUUUUUAUAGCAAACAGAAAAACCAAAACCUGUGCAACACACUGACCUCCAGAAGCAAUAAAGGGACGGUGGGAGCUGCAGGAGCUCGGGUGCUCGGGUUGKGAGAGCACAUUCCUGUUUUUCAAAGGUGACUUUUCCUCUUUUCCCUCCCUGGAAAAGGGAAUAUUUAUCCCUGCACACCUCUGGUCUCCGUUGCUCGGACCACGCUGCGAUUCCUCGCCCUCUCCAGCUGCUCCGGAGCAGAAAUCCUCCCUUAAUUGGGGCGUGCGGGGUUUGCAGCACUAAAGCCAUGUUGAAAGCUUGAUUAUGUAUAAACAGGCAGGAUGAUUUGGGUUUGGAAGUGCCAAAAAUGUGGCUGGCCUGGCAAUAAGAGCUCUGCAGCCGUCCAGCAKUGAAGCCAAGAGCUCCUGCAGUUUCUGGGGCAGGAUUUGCACCUUUGCCAUCCCCGCCAAUGCCUCCAUCCCGACUCUUCCUCCAGGAAAGGAGGUGGGUGCUACUCCUCCAGCAGCUGGAAGGUUUUCCUCCUUGCCACGGGAAUCGGCUGCUUGGCAUCCCAAAGCCAUGGCAGCCCCAGUGGAAUGUGGUUUUGUCUUUGUGGUGGUAUUUGAAAUUUGGAGAUUGGUUUGAGAUGGCUCUGUCGUUUUUGUACAAUUCUCACUGCACAGAACACUUCCUGAACUUCCCUCCAGGCCGUUUUCCCUGUUUCAUUUGAUGAAUAUGAAUUGAGAGAAAAAAAAAAAGAAAAUCUGCUUUUAUCAGGAAUUCUGUUUCCAAGGGCUUUGUUUUGUACCUGUGUCAGCUUGGUUCGGGUGCGCACGGUUCUUCUUUUGUAGAGAAACCGUCGCAUUCUGCUGUGAAAUAAAUCCUGGGCUGCGACUUUUGGUGACAA
Malurus melanocephalus (red-backed fairy wren) is the source of this 2825-nucleotide messenger RNA. It is a transcript of the gene KLHL26, whose product is annotated as kelch like family member 26. The transcript has a single exon. Gene Ontology annotation, molecular function: protein binding. Lineage: Eukaryota; Metazoa; Chordata; Aves; Passeriformes; Maluridae. The coding region runs from base 2 to 1579 and encodes 525 amino acids. The record is from RefSeq and is a predicted model, not a curated record.